AUGUCUGCCAGCUGCGUGGAUGAGGUGGGCGCGCCGGGCAUAGUGGUUGGAGUCUCAGUAGAUGGAAGAGAAGUCUGGUCGGAAGGUUUAGGUUAUGCUGAUGUUGAGAACCGUGUGCCAUGCAAGCCAGAGACAGUUAUGAGAAUUGCCAGUAUCAGCAAAAGCCUCACUAUGGUUGCUCUUGCCAAAUUGUGGGAAGCAGGGAAACUGGACCUUGAUAUUCCAGUACAACAUUAUGUUCCUGAAUUCCCAGAAAAAGAGUAUGAAGGUGAAAAGGUUUCUGUCACAACAAGAUUAUUGAUUUCUCACUUAAGUGGAAUUCGUCAUUAUGAAAAGGACAUGAAAAAGGUGAAAGAAGAGAAAGCUUGUAAAGCCUUGAAGAUGAUGAAAGGGACGUUGGAAUCUGACCAAGAAAAAGAGUUAAAAGAAAGAGCAGGCAAAAGUAAUGAAAAGAAUGACUUUGCUAAAGCUAAGACAGAGCACGAUAAUGAAGCCAAAGGCCGAAAUUCAAAACCUUGCAAGAAAAAGAAUGAUUUUGAACAAGGCGAAUUAUAUUUGAAGGAAAAGUUUGAAAAUUCAAUUGAAUCCCUAAGAUUAUUUAAAAAUGACCCCUUGUUCUUUAAACCUGGUAGUCAGUUUUUGUAUUCAACUUUUGGCUAUACCCUACUGGCAGCCAUAGUAGAAAGAGCUUCAGGAUAUAAAUAUUUGGACUAUAUGCAGAAAAUAUUCCAUGACUUGGAUAUGCUGACAACUGUGCAGGAAGAAAAUGAACCAGUGAUUUACAAUAGAGCAAGAUUUUAUGUUUACAAUAAAAAGAGACGUCUUGUCAACACACCUUAUGUGGAUAACUCCUAUAAAUGGGCUGGUGGUGGAUUUCUGUCUACAGUGGGUGACCUUCUGAAAUUUGGGAAUGCAAUGCUGUAUGGUUACCAAGUCGGGCUGUUUAAGAACUCAAAUGAAAAUCUUUUACCCGGAUAUCUCAAACCAGAAACAAUGCUUAUGAUUUGGACACCAGUCCCUAACACAGAAAUGUCUUGGGAUAAAGAGGGUAAAUACGCGAUGGCAUGGGGUGUUGUGGAAAAGAAGCAAACGUACGGUUCUUGUAGGAAGCAACGGCAUUAUGCCUCACAUACUGGAAGUGCAGUGGGUGCCAGUAGUGUCCUGCUGGUCCUCCCUGAAGAACUGGAUGCAGAGGCUAUAAAUAACAAGGUUCCCCCACGAGGAGUAGUUGUUUCCAUCAUAUGUAACAUGCAGUCUGUUGGCCUCAAUAGCACUGCUUUAAAGAUUGCUCUGGAAUUUGAUAAAGACAGAUCAGACUUACCUUAACAUCACAGGUGCAGAAUGAGCUGUUUUGGGUUUUGGGGGUUUUUUCUUUGAAACAUUGAAAUCCCAAAAUACAUGAUAUUUUUUAAGAAUAAAUUUGUAAUAGAGUGUAAUUGAAUGCAGAGGAUUAUGGACCUCUAAUUGCUUAAUUUUGUAAUUGUCUUUUAUUGUAGGAUUAGUUCUCUAAACUCAGGGAAGUAACUAUAUUUUUACUUUUUGAAAAAAGUGUUAACUCUUGAAAUAAAAUAUUCUGAUAAAAAA
Vicugna pacos (alpaca) is the source of this 1584-nucleotide messenger RNA. The record is from RefSeq and is a predicted model, not a curated record. Lineage: Eukaryota; Metazoa; Chordata; Mammalia; Artiodactyla; Camelidae.